Messenger RNA from Protopolystoma xenopodis, 198 nucleotides. Lineage: Eukaryota; Metazoa; Platyhelminthes; Monogenea; Polystomatidea; Polystomatidae. The record is from the annotation of a GenBank genome assembly.
CCGGCCCGAAAUCUAGAAUCAUCGACUCUUGGCUCGAACCCUCCAGACGGAAAGUACAAAUUCAACGACGCAACUAUUGAUUCUUCCACUGCAGGCCUGCUACCAAGGCCCGAUGGACACUUUAUUCGCAAGGGUAAUUGUUUAUUCACCUGGUCUGCAUUUUUAAAAAUUCUUUCUACGUCUAGCACUUUCCAUUAA